Molecule: messenger RNA, 2112 nt
Organism: Procambarus clarkii (red swamp crayfish)
Lineage: Eukaryota; Metazoa; Arthropoda; Malacostraca; Decapoda; Cambaridae
Gene: CARPA
Product: Carbonic anhydrase-related protein A
Molecular function (GO): zinc ion binding; carbonate dehydratase activity
Source: RefSeq, a predicted model, not a curated record
UCGGACAGUGUGCGGAGUGGAGCUCGCGCUGCGGCCUGGCCCAGUCACGCGCGUCAUGCCUCUGCCCGGGCUACACACUCUUAAACAAAUUUAUGAAAUGUUAAGUGCGAUUUGCAAAGAUUCUGUUCUUUAGAUUUUCUCUCAAUAAUAUUAGAGUGUUUGGAAUGAGAGAAUAUACUGAAAUAAUUCAAAUAUAAUGGCAAUAAGGUACACAUGUAUGUAUUGAUAAAGUUUACCAUGAGCAAACCAUGUUGGGCUCGUCCAGCCAGUGACCUGAACGUACAUGGUGUAAAAGUUAUUGUGGUCGUUUAGAUAGUCAAUUGAGUCCAGAAUUGGUCAAGUUACUAGUGCGGUGCCGUCAAGGAGAGCGAGAGUACCAUGAUGAUGGGACUCAGGGAUAUGACACUCUGCGCCUUGCAGCUACUCCUUUUCCUUCCAGGGUUGCGUGCCAACUGGGACGAAUGGUGGACCUACGAUGGCAUAUCAGGUCCGGACUUCUGGGGGCUAAUCAACCCUAACUGGAACAUGUGUGAGAGAGGUCGCCGCCAGUCACCCAUCAACAUAGAGCCUGAUAAACUUGUCUAUGACCCACACCUCCGGCACAUACACAUCGACAAGCAUAAGAUCUCUGGGACGAUCCACAACGCCGGUCAGAGCGUCCUCUUCAAGGUGGAGAAGGGCACCAAGCACCACGUCAACAUCACAGGCGGACCUCUCGUCUACAAGUACCGCUUCGAAGAACUCUACAUCCACUUUGGCGUCAAUAACGACAUGGGUUCAGAGCACCAGAUUAACGGUGCAACCUUUCCUGCUGAGAUCCAGCUGUAUGGCUUCAACGCUGACCUCUACCGCAACAUGAGCGAGGCCAGGCUGGGCUCCAACGGCAUCGUUGGUCUCUCUAUCAUGAUCCAGGAGGGCGAUGAAGGCAACGCGGACGUCGGGAUCCUGGCGUCGGGGUUCCAGAAGGUGGUGUUCCGGGGCCAGAAGUGGGCCAUCCGGCACCUGUCACUGGCAGGCCUGCUGCCCAGCACCCACCACUACAUGACCUACGACGGCUCCACCACCCAUCCCGGCUGCUGGGAGACCACCACCUGGCUCAUCAUGAACAAGCCCAUAUAUAUCACUAGGCAGCAGCUCUACGCCCUUCGGCUACUGAUGCAGGGAGAUCAGAAAUCUCCGAAGGCGAAGAUGGCGAACAACUACCGUCCCGUGAAGCCCCUGCACCACAGGACCGUCAGAACCAACAUCGACUUCACCAACGCCCACCGGAGUAAGGGCUGUCCCACCAUGCACCGGGAGAUGUUCUACGCAGCACGCCAGUGGCCCAAGCUAUAGCCGGAUACCUUCUUGUAGUGAGCUUCGUAACGCACCUAGUGAACCCAUCUCCCACUCCCUCCAUGACCCAGCCCCAGUGCCACACCGGAUCACCCGUGUCACACGCCAUCUCCCCUCUGCCACACUGCGUCUCCCGUCACCGGCGAUAGAGAAACACGGUAGCUGUGGCGCAGCGGGACAGCGUGCGUGAGGAGGAGAAAAUAGAACUAAUAGAAGAAAGGGAUAACGAACGGGGAACAGACAAAAAUGAAUGAUUCGAGGCUCGGUGGACGAGUGUAGGUAGUGUUGGGAGCAGCUCGGUUUGCUUCUUCUGUAUAUAUAGAGACAAGGCUGGUGUUGUGAUCCUGGGAGCAGGCGAGUAACGGGAUGGUGUUCAUGACCUUAGCCCGUAUAUUAGUGUUCUUCAAGAGGUUCUGAUGAUGAUGUGUGACAAGGGCACGAAGGCAGUUGUUCCGGGAUACGUCACGCUGUGUUAAACAUUAGAGUUUAAAAUAUCGCAAAAUCUAAAGUUAUUAAGAAAAUUCCGUUAAAUACAAUGACAGAAAAAUUCAGUUAAGAACUAGCGGCACAUUCUAUGUGUAAGAGAUAAGAAAAAUCAGAAAGAAAGUGAAAAUUCUAUACUAAACUAACAAGGUUCGUGUUAAAAAAAAUUUGCUUGCUUAAUUAACUGGUAAAUAUUAUUCUUAAUGUACAUAUAAGUUUUACACAGUGACGCUCCUUACCAGUGUAGUCUGUUCAUGAUUGAUACAGGUUAGACAAGGAUGCAGGCAAUAUAUA